AUGUCUGGACGCGGCAAACAAGGAGGCAAAGCCAGAGCUAAGGCCAAGACUCGCUCUUCCCGCGCCGGGCUCCAGUUCCCCGUGGGCCGUGUGCAUCGGCUGCUUCGCAAGGGCAACUACGCGGAGAGAGUCGGAGCCGGGGCGCCCGUCUACCUGGCCGCCGUGCUGGAGUACCUGACGGCCGAAAUCCUGGAGCUGGCGGGCAACGCGGCCCGGGACAACAAGAAGACGCGUAUCAUCCCGCGCCACUUGCAGCUGGCCAUCCGCAACGACGAGGAGCUGAACAAACUGCUGGGCAAAGUGACCAUCGCUCAGGGAGGCGUCUUGCCCAACAUCCAGGCCGUCCUGCUGCCCAAGAAGACCGAGAGCCACAAGGCCAAAGGGAAGUAGAGCCCGCCCGCCCGCCU
Notechis scutatus (mainland tiger snake) is the source of this 407-nucleotide messenger RNA. Its product is annotated as histone H2A type 2-C-like. NCBI's taxonomy places the organism in Eukaryota, Metazoa, Chordata, Lepidosauria, Squamata, Elapidae. The record is from RefSeq and is a predicted model, not a curated record. Gene Ontology annotation, molecular function: DNA binding; structural constituent of chromatin; protein heterodimerization activity. Gene Ontology annotation, cellular component: nucleosome.